Messenger RNA from Eucalyptus grandis, 1788 nucleotides. Its product is annotated as probable DNA double-strand break repair Rad50 ATPase. Lineage: Eukaryota; Viridiplantae; Streptophyta; Magnoliopsida; Myrtales; Myrtaceae. The transcript has 4 exons. Bases 672 to 1496 code for a protein of 274 amino acids. The record is from RefSeq and is a predicted model, not a curated record.
UCUCUCUCUCUCUCUAUUUCUUCCAUCUCUCCAUCGUCGAAGUCGUCGUGUUUUUUUUACCUUCUGGGUCUUCUGGGUAGCACUAGUUCCGCGUUGAUUGGGCUCGCGGGAACAACGCCAAUCUCGUGAGGAUCGCUCUUUUCGCGUUUUUCCCUCCUGUGUUAUUGCGUUUCUUGUCGAGUCAACGCGUGAAGGCGUGGACUUUUCUCUUCUUUUCUUGGGUUACCUCCGGGAUGGGGGCGGUGGGUUUUCUCGCGAUGAGAUCUUGUUCUGCGAAAUGGGCUGUUGAACCGACCUGUUGGCUUUCUGUGAAGAUUGUGGCUUCUGGGUUUUCAUCGAGACUGCUAGUUUUGGUGUUUUUCUUCGUCUUGGGCAAUUGUUCCAUGUUCUUUUCAGCUUUUUCUGACAUUUGUGUGUGUGUGUGUGUGUGUGUGUGAAAAAGAGAGAGAAAGCGAAGAUUGGGUUGCUUUUUGAGUGGUUCUACUUUUUGCUCCCAUUUUGCCAGUGUAAGUCGCUGCUUUAGCUUCAAUGAAUAAGUGAAAAUCAUACGCUUUUAUGAGUUAAAGCUAAAUUAAUUUAGCUCUUCCCGUUUCUUAUGAUCGCAGCUUCUUCGAGGAGUGCUCGCGUGUCCAACGCCAACUAAUUUGUUUUACUUCUUGACCUAGUCUGAGAUGGAGGCUGAGAUGGAUCGUUUUGCACGAGAAAAGAAAGAAUUAUCUGACCAAGUCCAGGACCUAGAGAACCAGCUUGAGGAGCUUCGCUCUGAGAGAGCGGAGGAAAUUGCAAAGCUCACUUCUGAGAAGGAGGCCCUUCAAGAUCGUCUUCAUGAUGCAGAGUCGGAGAUUUUGCAGCUGAAGACUCGUCAUAGUGAAGAAUUGGAGAAAGUGGCAGAGGAAAAGGACCCCCUUGCUGAAAGGCUGAAGAGUGCGGAAGCUGGGAGGAAAAGAUCUGAUGAAGAGCUGAAGCGGUACGAGAUGGAAAAUGUGACUGGAGAACAGAUUCGGCAGUCCCUUGAGGACGAGAUUAGAAGAUUGAGACAAACAGUGGGACAAACUGAAGGAGAAAAGCGGAAAAAAGAUGAGCGGAUUGCUGAAUAUGAAGAACGUAUUCAUGGUAUGCAAGCACGAUUGGAAGCCUACCAGGAAUAUAUCCAAUCACUCGAUACUCAACUCCGGGAAGAAAUGUCUAGGCAUGCUCCUCUGUACGGUGCUGGUCUGGAUGCACUUUCAAUGACAGAGUUGGAGACGAUCUCGCGCAUUCAUGAAGAAGGGCUUAGGCAGAUCCACGCCAUUCAGCAACAACGUAAGGGCAGCCCUCUUAGCAGUCCUAUCAUGAGUCCCCACACGCUACCGCCGCACAAUCACGGGUUGUAUCCGACCACGCCCCCUCAAGUGGCGGCGGGGCUUCCCCCUUCCGUCAUGCCCAAUGGCGUAGGGAUGCACCACAGCAACAGGCACGUCAACAGUGCGAUGGGUCCCUGGUUCAAUCACAAGUAGAGAGCCCUGGAGUCAUUGCGGGAUGCCCAACCCAAUCCACCUGGGAUCUGUUUUGCAUUGAAAGUGGAGGGAUGAUGAUUUUCUGAGAGUGGAAUUUAUUUGGCAUUUUGACUGGCGGGACUGUUGGGAUGAGUUGCUGGUGAAAGGGCUGUUGUAAUUGAUAGAUAGCUGGACGGAGGGGGGGAUUAGAUUGGUGUCUAGUCCAAUGGGAGUAACAGUUAAACUGCCAUGCCUGCUUUUUUUUAAAAUUUCUUCAUAUGAUCAAUUAUAGGUUCCAACAAAUUUUGCAAAA